Molecule: messenger RNA, 976 nt
Organism: Mollisia scopiformis
Lineage: Eukaryota; Fungi; Ascomycota; Leotiomycetes; Helotiales; Mollisiaceae
Exons: 7
Coding region: 1-948 (315 amino acids)
Source: RefSeq, a predicted model, not a curated record
AUGACUGAACCGACUCGCGUCUAUCAGUGGGUGUGCCAUGGGCUGAAGAAGGGUGAAGAAUGCGGCAAAGUGAACCCGAUCUGCAAAGUCAAAUGCUACAGAUGUGGCAGCGACCGAGCAACAUGUGGUACCGAUUACGUGGACGACGCUGGCUCAGAACCAAAUGAGACCUGGGACUGCUGUAAUUGCCGACACGGAAAUGCGGAGGAUGAGACAGAGUGUGACCACUGCACCCAUGAUCGAUGCUCUACCUGCAAGCUUCGAGGACCAAGAGGCCCAGAUGUGCACCUCUGGAUCUGUGAUAACGAGAAAAGAAAGAACAUCUUGUGUGGAGAAUUCAAUACGGUAGAGUACACCGAGUGUAAGAAGUGUGGCGGGCCAGCUGUCAACAGCCAUCCAUGGACAACACACAGGUACACGCGGUCAUCGAGAGUCGACACAUGGCAGUGCUCUAACUGUGCGGGGCGCAACAUUGAAGAGGACAAGGUGUGCGGUUAUUGCCCACACUUUAGAUGCGAUGAGUGCUACGAACCCGACAGAAGCAUCACUGGAUCAUACUGCGGUUCUGAUCUUGGCUCUGAUGCUGGCACUGAUCUCGGUUCGGUGGCUUAUUCGGAUGCGGCCGAGAACUGCCCAAAGGAAUCGAUCGAGGAUGGAAGCGCCCUGUUCGGACGGGAAUGUUCUCAAUUAAAGAAGGGCUUCCCAUGUCAACAGAGAAACUGGGAGCCGGCUGAGAAUUGUGACAGAUGCGGCAAUUCCAGACAGGGACGCGAUAUUUUCUUGGUGGAUAGAUGUCCAGAGCACACCUUCGUAUGGGUCUGCUGUGUGUGCGAUGGCGGAAACAAUGGUGAGGCUCUGGAUGAGGAAUGCGAAUACUGCCCAAACCACAGAUGUGACGCUUGUCUGCCAGGACUCCGAGGCAAUUCAAUAUGUCUUUCAAGGAGAUGAUAUGCUGUAUCGCUUAGAAGAAUAUGGC